Molecule: messenger RNA, 936 nt
Organism: Aspergillus pseudoviridinutans
Lineage: Eukaryota; Fungi; Ascomycota; Eurotiomycetes; Eurotiales; Aspergillaceae
Product: C2HC-type zinc finger protein
Exons: 7
Coding region: 1-936 (311 amino acids)
Molecular function (GO): nucleic acid binding; zinc ion binding
Source: RefSeq, a predicted model, not a curated record
AUGGCCAGAAAGCACCAUACGUGCUACGUUUGUGGCCAGCGCGGCCACAUGGCCUGGCAGUGUGUCCAGGCCGGGGCGGCGGAGCUGGUGAUUCGGCGGAGGCUCGCGGCGCAGAUGCCGUCCGGACAGCCCCGGGGGUGGAGGUUUCCGCGAAACCGGAGGCCAUUUGUUGCAACCACCACGGCCCCAGCGUUCGGCAGUGGUAUUCUUCUUCAGAAGAAUGAUGAUAUUUGUCGCUCAGCCGCUGCGCCUACCCGGCAGGGCCAGUGGCCCCCGGGUCCUCCCACCCCCUUCCUCCCCCCUCUUUUCUCCCCGCCUCCCCUUGGCCAUCGGCCAAGUGUGGUCCUCCACGGCCUGCCCCCUCCCCCCGUCGGGGCGAAAAUCCUGUGUGAUUUUUCAAUGGACACACAAUCAAUGAGAAGAGUAUAUCUCCCACGACGGGGGGUGGGGGGCCCUGCAUAUAGUGGAGAAUAUGGGGAGGUUCUGCGUCAGGGUCGCCGAGAUCUUAGAACGUCCUUCUCCAUUGCAACAGAUGCAGGUGAUAUCCCCGAAUCUGCUUCUCUGCUCAGAGCUCUUCAACAAUAUGAUCAGGAUGAGCUCUCACAUAUUGUGACUUCUCUCUUCCCUGAGCGAGUUCAAGUUCUUGGAGGGACAGAACACAGGACUGUCGCGAUGCUCGCUCAGCAUCUACCACGGCCUAAAAAGGCAUUAGGUGCGGUGUUUAAGGCCUCCUCGUCCUCUCCCCACCAUGGGUGGGGAGCUCUUGGGCAGGGUGAGUUGUCGAUGCCCACAGUCCCGAAAGAUGAGCAAUCACGGAUUGAUUGUGUCGUAAAAGCCGCCAUCCCUGCCAGCCCCAUACUACCUAUCCCGGCCCUCAACCGCCGAGCCCAUGUUCGCGCCGCAGCCCCGGGCUCCGGUCCGGGGCUGCCUGGCUAA